Gymnodraco acuticeps is the source of this 1560-nucleotide messenger RNA. RefSeq names its product transcription factor Adf-1-like. The transcript has 2 exons. Gene Ontology annotation, molecular function: DNA binding. Lineage: Eukaryota; Metazoa; Chordata; Actinopteri; Perciformes; Bathydraconidae. Gene Ontology annotation, biological process: regulation of transcription by RNA polymerase II. The coding region runs from base 318 to 1085 and encodes 255 amino acids. Gene Ontology annotation, cellular component: transcription regulator complex; nucleus. The record is from RefSeq and is a predicted model, not a curated record.
UCAGGCGUAAAAUUACGCCUCUAGCGCGUCUGCCCAUUCACUUUGAAUGGGGUGACGUCACGUCCGCUCACGUUUUCGCCGAACUGCAUCACGGGAAGGCAAGCGUAACUUUGAGAGCGUCUCGCGCGUAAAAAGUUGAACAAUGUUGAACUUUUUACGCACGAAACGCUCUCUCGGUUCCUGACAAGUGAGCGUAAGCCAAUCAAAUCCCGUUUCAGAAAAUCUGACAGCUCAAGCCGUAGCCAAUCAAAAACCGCGCAUACGCUGGGAGAGAUAUCCUGAGAUAUCCCGCCGUUCAUGUCUAUAUUUGAAAUAAAAUGGACGAGGUUAUAAUCGUAGCGGUAGCGAAUCACCCUGUAUUAUUUGAUGUGACCCUGUUCACCUACCGGGAUAGAAACCAGAGGAACCAGGCAUGGAAGGAGGUGGCAGAGACAGUGGGGGAAACUGACGAAGUGUGCAAAAAGCGUUGGAAGUCCCUCAGGGACCGAUACCGCAGGGAGAGGAUCCUGGAGAAGGAAGGGAAAAGUAGCGGGGCAGGGGCUUCCGGGGGAUCUAAACCCUGGCGUCUCGUGGCAGUAAUGAGCUUUUUAAAGCCCUUCAUGCUGGACCGUGAGACGUCCAGCAAUUUCCCCCGGCAACCCCUGCCUCCACCCACCGGAGCAGAAGAAGAGGAAGACUCUAUGGGUGACAGCCUGGAUGACAGUCUGGAAAGCCAGCCAGAGCCAGGUAGCAGUCAGCCGGCCAGUCAGCCGGCCAGUGUGCCGGCCAGUGUGCCGGCCAGUGUGCCAGACGGUGUGCCAGACGGUGUGCCGGCCAGUGUGCCAGCAUUCUGGGGGAAGAAGAGCAGGGGAAGGGAGAUGUCCCCUUUUGAGGAGAACCUGCUGUCGGCCGUAGGCCCGAUGCUGGCCAUGCCACCACCACCACCACCCCCACCACCAGUGGUGGAGGUGGAAGACGAGGACCUCCUUUUUUUAAGGAGUCUCUGGCCUGCAAUGCAAAAGCUGAGCAGGACGAGCAGCAUGAGACUGAAAAUGAAGCUACAAGAGGCGGUCCUGGAGGCCACAGAAAUGGACAUUAAUAAUUAAUUAAUUAAUUAGAUACUGAUACUGAUACUGAUCCACAUUACAUCUUUUUACACUCAUCACUCAUCACACACAACAUCACAUAAAUAAAAGUUAUUUAAAAGUAUGUUAUGGCUAUACUGUGUCUUGACUUGUUCAUGUGGUUUGUCAGUUACAACAUACCAGGAGCUUCUUGUAUGUCGAUAUAUAAUGUGCUGUCUUCUGUAAUUAUUCAGGUGAAACCCUGAUGAAAAUUAUGAGUGGUUUAUCACUAAAAACAGGGCUGAAGGAAAAAGGUUGUUAGUUAUAUCAUGAUAUCAAUUCAAGAAACAUGUUUAUUAGGAAUGGUUGAUUUUAAAAUGGCUCAUUUGGAAUAUUUGCUUUUUAAAGAAAAUGGGUAGCUCUUAAAAGAGCUUUUUGGUUUGGAGACAAAUAUGGGCCUACACCACAUUUGCCUGCCAUCGCACUGCCCCCUCCUCGUUGAAGUAGGAGCAGAAGG